AUGAAAAAGACUCAGGCAACGUCGUGUGCUCUUAGCACAGAAGGAAGAGCUUCCUGCAGGCCUUGUGGCCUCCAGAAUUCCCACCGGGCUGGCAACGUGAAGGCAGCAUUUGCUCUAAAGGAGUGGACUCACAGGGCUUCCAGUUCGGCUGCUGGACAGGUGAGGGCCCUGUGCGGGCGUCAGGAUGGGAGGCGGGUCAUCCUGGCCCCCACACAUCCCCCUGCCCCCACCCAGAUCCACCUGUGGACUUCACCAUCCGACUUCCUUGCAAAGUGCUCAGAACUAAAGCAAGUUUUAUUUUUUCACAGCAUUGACAGUGAAUGUGUCAGAAAGGUAAUGGGGCAGCUGUCUUAG
Messenger RNA from Rangifer tarandus platyrhynchus (Svalbard reindeer), 354 nucleotides. The record is from the annotation of a GenBank genome assembly. Lineage: Eukaryota; Metazoa; Chordata; Mammalia; Artiodactyla; Cervidae.